AAACAGCCAGACUGAGACUGACGAGCGUCUGCAUCCUCAGUCCCUGCAGCUCAUCUGAAACAGCAUGGACAGCGGCGGGAGGAAAGUGGUCGUCUGUGACAAUGGGACGGGGUUUGUCAAGUGUGGUUUUGCUGGCUCCAAUUUUCCCGAUCACAUCUUCCCAGCCCUGGUGGGACGUCCCAUCAUUCGGUCAGAUACAAAAGUUGGGAAUAUAGAGAUCAAGGAUCUGAUGGUUGGUGAAGAGGCGAGUGAAUGCCGCUCCAUGCUGGAGGUCUCGUACCCCAUGGAGAACGGGAUAGUCCGCCGCUGGGAGGACAUGCUGCACCUGUGGGAUCACACAUUCGGCCCGCAGCGGCUCAACAUCAACCCUCCCGACUGUAAGGUCCUGCUGACGGAGCCGCCCUUGAACCCGCUGAAGAACCGACAGAAGAUCGCCGAGGUCAUGUUUGAGACCUACAAGUUCCACGGCAUCUACAUCGCCAUUCAGGCCGUGCUGACUCUCUACGCUCAGGGUUUGUUGACCGGUGUGGUGAUCGAUUCGGGAGACGGUGUGACUCACAUCUGUCCUGUUUAUGAGGGCUUCUCUCUGCCUCACCUCACGCGCCGCUUAGACAUCGCAGGACGAGACAUCACACGCUAUCUGAUUAAGCUGCUGCUUCUGCGAGGCUACGCCUUCAACCACACGGCGGACUUCGAGACGGUGCGGAUGAUGAAGGAGAAACUGUGUUUUGUUGGCUACAACAUUGAGCAGGAACAGAAACUGGCCAACGAGACCAGCGUCUUGGUGGAGUCCUACACAUUACCAGACGGGCGGACGAUAAUGGUGGGAGGCGAGAGGUUUGGUGCGCCAGAGGCUCUUUUCCAGCCUCAUCUCAUUAACGUGGAGGGUGUUGGUGUGGCCGAGCUGCUCUUCAACACCAUCCAGGCAGCAGACAUUGACACCAGGUCGGAGUUCUACAAGCACAUCGUCCUGUCUGGAGGAAGCACCAUGUACCCGGGACUUCCUUCCCGUUUGGAGCGCGAGAUCAAGCAGCUGUAUCUGGAGAGAGUGCUGAAGGGAGACACUGAGAAACUUUCUAAAUUUAAGAUCCGCAUCGAAGACCCUCCGCAGCGCAAACACAUGGUGUUCAUGGGAGGAGCGGUGCUGGCCAACAUCAUGAAAGACAAGGAGUCCUUCUGGCUCUCGAGAGCCGAGUACGAGGAGAGAGGCCUGAAGGUGCUGGACAAACUGGGAGGAGCGCUGAGAUGAGACGCUUUAUCACUGCAGACAUCUGAGGAGUUCAUAUAAGGCUGGUUACAGGUUUUAAUGUAGAGCUCAAACACUACCUAGCUAUCAAAAUAAUGAUCAAAUAAAUACUCAUUGGGUUAUUAUAGUGAACUGAAACUAAAACGACAAAAAAUUUGUCAUUACUUGAAUUAAAAUAAACUCUACUGGAAAAAAAAAACUGUUGCUAAGUCAACAUUUCUCAUUUUCAUUUAGUUGAUCUUCAUGUACUAAAAUAACUAAAAUGAAUGGAAACAAAUAUAUUUGAAAAAUAAUAAUAAAAAUGACAAAGAUAAACUAAAAUUAAAACAGAUAAUAUAAUAUAAAAACUAAUUCAAAAUAUGAAUAAAAACUAUAAUAAUAUCUCAAUAAUACUAAAAUAACCCUCAUACUUUAGACUUCUUACCAUAUUGAUUAUUUCAAAUAAGACAAAAUAUUAUUACUGCUGUCUUACUAAACUAAAACACCAAACUUUAUAAUUUUAAAAAUAAAAAUAAAGCAUUUUUACUCUAUUUAUGAACUGUUUUUCUUUCGAUUUCUUCAGAUUUAACUAACUCCUGGAGACUUUCGACCAAGCAAAUUUGUCAUCAAAGUAUACAUUUAAACAUUUUGAAUGAAGUUGAAAUAAAAUAUAAAUAUUAGAUGAAAAGGUUAAACCUAAAAAAAAAUAUAAGAAAAAAAACUUGAAUUACAUAAAUUAAAAAUUAAACUAAUACUGAAAUAAAAAUUUAAGCUCUCUCUCUCUCUCUCUAAGAUGAAAAUACCUAAAAUGAAUAUAAACUAAGCAAAACCAAACUAAGACACAAAAUGUUAUGUUUUGGAAAUAACAAAUAAAAUAUUUUUCUUUAUUAGUUUUUAAUUUUAAACCAGUUAUUGUUUUGUCAGAUUUAACUAUCUGGAGACUUGAGACUUUUAUCCAAGCCAAUUCUGACCUUGAAGUAUAAAUUUAAAUCACAUCAUGUAAAGAAAUGUAAUUAAAUAAAUGGCAAAUUGAAACUAAAGACAUUGAGAGAAAAGUUUGACCUGCCUAAACAUUUUUUUUUUUUUACAUAUUAAAAUAGAACAAUAAAAGUCAUUUGUUGAAAAUGAAUAUUUCUUAUUGUUAUUUUUCCAACCAAUCCACCAAAUAUAACUCAAAUCAGAAAAAGAGCUGCAAAACUACUACAUUAUACUACUGUAAGUUGCUGUUGCCAUCUAGUGGACUACAAAGACUACAAACUUACUAAUGCUGAGGUUAAUGUGAGUGUAUAAAACAGCAAACAAUAAUCCAUAAUAAUCCAUAAUCCAACCAGCGGCUCCAGAGAGACAGAUGUCAGGCGUUUGCAUUCAUAAUACUGUAUGUUUAAUACUGCAUGUCAGUGAACAAGCGUACAGCACCGUUCCCUAGGCAGUAAACAUUCAGAGAAAUUAAUCUGAGCGUGAUGAUGCCAUAUGAAGCAUAUUGUUCAUCCAUGCAUCACAAUGAACCGCAUCACAAACGAACGCAUGCAUCGGCCACGAGUUCAACUGAUCCAGCAAUAAAAAGCAUCAAAGCUGAACUGAAGUCAUAACCAGAGCCCCGUGAAUCAUAGAAUAAGCAUUACAUUAUAGUUGCACAGUUCACUGUAGAAAGAAAGCAUUACAACGUCACAUUCAGAGUCAGAGUGAAAGCGGCGAGAGAGCGUUUGGCGGGAGAUUCGCAGGAAACGCUGCCGUGUGUGUGUCUCUACACAUCCAGUGAUGGACUGAACUCUGCUGCAUGCGAAGGAAAAUCAUUCAAAAAUGAAAUAUUUGCAUAUUAUUCCCAUACAUCACCAUUACAUUUUCAUCGGUUAUAUAGUGUUAGAAUUAACUAAAAUGAACCAAAAUAUCAGACAUUUUGACACUGAUGUUCAAGCCUGAAAAAAUAUUAGUAAUACAAAGAAAUAUACAUAUAGCUAUAUGAGUUUAUUAGCAAAAACAGAUUACUAGUUUUGAUUCAUUUUCAUAAAUCAUGUUUUUUAUUGUGUUGUCAUGUUUUGAUUGUGUUAGCUGUAUUUUGUAGUUACUAUUAUUUAAAAAAAAACAAAAAAAAACAAGGCAGUUUGAUAUUAAUUGCAAUGCAGGAUAAAAAACAAACAAACAAACAAAAAACAAUCAUGAUUUUUGAACAUUUUUAAAAACAGUUAUCUGUUUUUGCAAACUAACUCUUCACACACACACACACACACAUACACACACACACACACACACACACAUACAAACAAUAUAUUUUACUUGGAGUUGAACAGCAGUGCAAAAAUGUCCCAAAAAUAAAUAAAAAAGUAAAAAUUAAUUCAAUUAAAAUGCAAAAAAUUAUGUGAUUGCAUUUUAAAUUAUAUUUGCAUUCAUUUAAAAAUGAAUUUGUAAUUUUUUAUUUUUUAUAUUUUUUUAAUAUUGUAAGGCACACAAAACUAGUGAUACUAC
Molecule: messenger RNA, 3688 nt
Organism: Cyprinus carpio (common carp)
Lineage: Eukaryota; Metazoa; Chordata; Actinopteri; Cypriniformes; Cyprinidae
Product: actin-related protein 2-like
Biological process (GO): Arp2/3 complex-mediated actin nucleation
Cellular component (GO): Arp2/3 protein complex; actin cortical patch
Molecular function (GO): actin filament binding
Source: RefSeq, a predicted model, not a curated record